Molecule: messenger RNA, 1377 nt
Organism: Macrobrachium nipponense
Lineage: Eukaryota; Metazoa; Arthropoda; Malacostraca; Decapoda; Palaemonidae
Product: endochitinase-like
Exons: 10
Coding region: 158-1312 (384 amino acids)
Biological process (GO): carbohydrate metabolic process; chitin catabolic process
Cellular component (GO): extracellular region
Molecular function (GO): chitinase activity; chitin binding
Source: RefSeq, a predicted model, not a curated record
AUGAUAGAGAUGUGAAGCUCUUACAGAACGUGGGAAAAGGGCUACUAUUUAUCUUUCAAAGUAGAAGGAUCUCCAAGGUCUGCAUUUGAUACGAGUCUUCUAAAAGGCAGGAGUUAAGACCUGCAGUUGUGUCGUAGUGACUGAAUUCCUCUCGAAAAUGAGAAGACUCGUUUAUCUCCUUCUAGGCCUAGUUUUGAUGCAUGGCACUGCCUCUCAGGCCCCGAAUGAAGGACGCCCUCCUCGCAUAGUGUGUUACUACACGCCAGGAAACCCCGACAUCGAAGACGUUCCAGGUGACCUCUGCACAAACAUCCUCUACAGCUUCGGCUCUUUGAACACGGACACAUGGGAACUCGUACCAGGAAACUAUAAGUUCGACAUCGAAGAAGGAGGCUACAAGAGAUUCACGGGUCUCAAGGAGAAGUUUCCUGACCUGAAAACUGAUCUGUCGUUUGGCCACGAAAAUUUCAAGUACCUGGUCAGGUACAAGGAGAGGAGAGACAAGUUCGUCGCUAGUGUUGUCAAGCUGCUGUCCGAAUAUGGGUUUGAUGGGUUCGAUAUAGACUGGGAGUUUCCACAGCUGCCGAUCGAAAGGCAGAAUUAUCCCGUCCUAAUCGACGAACUGCGAGCAGCUUUUGAUGCAGAGGGACGAGGCUGGAAUCUGAGUAUGGCUGUGCCUUCCAACAUCUACUUGACAGCCAUGGGCUACGAUGUGCCAGCACUCUGCAAGUCUUUGGAUUCCGUGAAUUUCAUGGGUUACGACCUGAGGAGCGAAGAGGAAGGUUUCACCGACGUUCACUCUCUCUUGUAUAGGAGACCGAAGCUUGAUUUUUUCAUCUAUUAUUACACCAAUGUGAAUGACUGCAUAAUGAAAUGGGUCAAUGACGGCUGCCCUCGACACAAGCUGAUGUUAGGCGUGCCCUUCUACGGGCGAUCUUUCACUCUCCUGAAUCCAUCUUGGCACAACCUCCACGCCCCGGCGAAAUUCGGCAAAGCCGGUUGGGUCAACUAUAACGAGAUUUGCAAAAGCUUCCUCGACGAACCAGGCUGGGUUCGGGAAUAUGACGACGUCGGUUUGGUACCGUGGGCUUACAAAGAUCUGUUAUGGAUUGGUUACGAAGACGCGGACUCUCUCAUGAUCAAGAUGAACUACAUCCGGGAGCAAGGAUUUGGUGGGGCCAUGAACUGGAGAAUCAACACUGACGAUUACACUGGGUAUUGCGGACAGGGCACAUACCCUCUGCUCAGAACACUGAACUACGGUCUUGAAAACUAUACCGUCCCAGUGGAUGCUCCCAGCAGAGUUCCGUGAGAAGCACCAGAGUGUAUACUUGUUGAUCGAUGGGUUUCUUUAAUUAGUAAUAAAAAAAGAUACUC